This is a messenger RNA of Neoarius graeffei (lesser salmon catfish), 2782 nucleotides long. RefSeq names its product complement factor B-like. Lineage: Eukaryota; Metazoa; Chordata; Actinopteri; Siluriformes; Ariidae. The record is from RefSeq and is a predicted model, not a curated record. Gene Ontology annotation, molecular function: serine-type endopeptidase activity. The transcript has 18 exons. Bases 20 to 2293 code for a protein of 757 amino acids. Gene Ontology annotation, biological process: complement activation; proteolysis. Gene Ontology annotation, cellular component: extracellular region.
GUAAGGUUGAAAAAACAACAUGCAGUCUCUGCUUCUUUGGACUUCAUUAUUUUUGGUGAUUUUAAGCCAUUUCCCCUUUCUAAACGGUGCUCCAUCUUUAUCUCAGUGCCCUGACAAUUAUCUGAAUAUCACUGGGGGCAAAUACAUCCUCUCCAAUUCAUAUAAUGCUGGUAGUAUACUGAGAUACAUCUGCCCAGAGGGUUUUUAUCCAUAUCCUCAAAAAAAGCGUGAAUGUCACAGAGGCCAGUGGGAUCCUAAACCCAGCACAAAACCUGUGCAAGUGUGCAAGAAGGUCACAUGUCCUAAUCCAAAUGUUCUGGUAAAUGGAGUUGUGAUUCCUGUUAAAUCAUUGUACUACGUGAAUGACACAACCACCUAUAGGUGUAAUUCUGAUUACACGUUUCGAGGAUCUGAAACCCGUGUGUGUCAGGUCAAUGGGAAGUGGAGUGGUGGCACACCAAUUUGUAGUCAUAACACUGAUCACUGCCCAGACCCUGGCACUCCACCUGGGGCCAGCAGACAAGGUCACAUUUUCAACAUUGAUGACAAAGUUACCUACACCUGUUCAAAGAAUCUAAAACUAAUAGGUUCCAAAGUGCGAGUGUGUCAGGAUGGUGGCCAAUGGUCAGGGAAAGAGCCGGAGUGUUAUGCUGAUUUCGCAUAUGAUACUCCUGAAGAAGUAGCGGAGGCUUUUGGCAAUUCUAUGAAGACUACUCUAUCCUUGAAUGAGGAGUCAGGUCAGGUUGGAAAGAAAAUACGUUUGGAUAAGGGAGGAAAACUUGACAUCUACAUUGCUCUGGAUGCAUCUGAUAGCAUAGAAGAAGAAGAUUUUAACAAGGCCAAAAAGGUCAUUAAGAAGCUCAUCACAAAGAUAAGCUAUUAUGAGGUCUCUCCGAAUUAUGAAGUCAUCAUUUUUGCCACAGAUGUGACAAAAAUUGUUAAUGUUAAUGAUUUCAAGAGGGGUAAAGUAAAGUUAGCGGACAUUCUCAAAAUCCUAGAUGAUUAUAAUUAUGACGAUAAAGGUCAGAAAUCUGGAACCAAUAUUCGGAAAGCUUAUGAAAAUAUACGAAACAGCAUCAGUUUUGAGAAGGCACAAAACAAGACAACCUUUGCCGAGACACAGAACAUCGUAAUCAUAUUCACGGAUGGUGUCUCCAAUAUGGGAGGAAACCCCAAACCUAUUGUUGAGGAAAUCAAGCAAACAGUAUAUGAUGGAGAUAUAAAUCGGGAUCGAAAUCUUGAUCUUUAUGCAUUUGGAGUGGGUGAAGACACUGAUAAAGAGAAAAUUGACGAGUGGGUGACAAAAAGAGAUGGCGAGGAACAUUUUUUUGUACUCAAAAGCAUGGAUGACGUUGCAAGGACUUUAGAUAAGAUGAUUGAUGAGAGCACGAGUGUAUCUCUGUGUGGACUCUACAAAGACUACUUUGACAUUGGGUUUAAAUCAACUCUGCGUGAAACAUACCCCUGGAUGAUAAAGAUAUCUAUAACACAUUUGGGUGGCACGGCAAACUGUAUAGGAUCGUUGGUCACUCCCAGCUUUAUUCUCACUGCUGCUCAUUGCUUCAGGUUUGAUGAUAAGCCUGAAAAAAUUCUACUUGUGGCACCCAAUGCAGCAGAGGUCAAAUUACCAGAGGUGAAGUUAUUCAUUCUUCAUCCUGACUACAAUAUCACAGCGAAGACGGCGAAGGGAAUAUCAGAGUAUUAUGAAUAUGAUGUGGCUCUCAUUCAAUUAAAGAAGGGUGUGGAAAUCACUUCUAAGCUCAGAACUAUUUGUAUUCCCUGUACUGUGGAGACAAAUAGGGCCCUACAACUGUCCUCCAAUGAUGAAAGCUGUGACAAACAUAGGGAAUUUCUGUUGGACAGUGAUCUUGUGAAGGCGUAUUUUAUGUCACAUAAAGUUGAAACCCUUGACGAUCCAAAGAAAAAUAUCCAAAUCAGGCAGAAUAAACAGAGAGAUGAAUGUCUUCAACACGCUCAAGACGUAUUACAAAUCUCCAAAGAAAAUGCAAAGGAGAGGAUUACAAAUAACUUUUUAUGCAGUGGUGGAGCUUCACAAAAUUACAUUGAUGAUGUUACUUGCAAAGGUGACUCUGGUGGUCCUGCAUUUGUGGAACGAAACCGCUUGAUCCAGGUUGGAGUCAUCAGCUGGGGUCUGAAGGAUACAUGUGCUUUUGGUGGGAAUGAACAAGAUACCAGAGACUUCCACAUAGACCUAUUCAGUCCACAAGUGCAAGACUUCCUUCAAAAAUACCUGGGCGAUGGGGAUAUAGACACGCCUCUAACCUUUGUAUAAAGGUUCACUGGAUGACUAUUUAUGUUUUCUGUAAACAUUUAUUUGGCUACUUUUUUUCCAACAGUAAGGACAGUAUGACAAUAACAAUUUGUAUGUUCAUUCGUGCCAUGUCUCAAAUAAUUAGGAUAAUUGCUUAUUUAAUAUAAGUUUACUAAAAGAACAUUACAGAACAGUUAGUGAUUAAAAUGAACUGUCCUGGUGUUCAUCAAAAUCAAGAGUAUUGAUCUGUGAAAAUCCUUAGAAGAGUCUGGAUCAGCAACAUCACUGAAAGGCAAUAACAGUUAUCAUAAUGUUUCAUCAUUAAUGAUUAUAUUAUAGCUAUAAAUUAGACAGUCUGAACUGGUUAUGUUUUGUUUCAUAGUAGUGCUUCACAUUACCAUUUGCACCAUAGAUUCUCAAAAGGUGAGACAUGACUUUGCGCUUAACAUGUGGAGAAUAAAUGAAUGCUACAUUCUGCUUUCAGCGUUGACUUUUCAUCAACUGUCAGUA